AUGUUUCAGAAGAAGAGCAUCGGUUUGCUUUUAAAUAAAAAUGUGCUGUCGAAAUUGAAACAUAUAUCGGUGAGAAAUGUCCAAAUUUCUGUGAUUGGUGCCGUAGGAGAAGUAGGUGCAAAUUUGGCUCUUCUGCUAAAACAAAACCUCAAACUACAGAAGCUGAACUUAUACGAUGACGAUGAAAAAAAUAUAGGAGCUGCAAUGGAAUUGGGUCACCUACCUGGAGGACCGCAAGUGAGUGGGUUCACCGGCGUAAAUGGCUUGCAUGCUGCUGUUCGAGGUUCAGAACUAGUCGUGAUGGCUCAGCGAGUACCACGUAAGCCAGGUAAUAGUCGAGAACAAAUGAUUGCUGCGAAUGCUCCCGCUAUGCAAAGGCUUUGCAGGGCAAUCGCCGACGAAAAUCCUGGAGCAUUCCUUGCAAUCUCUACAAACCCACUGAAUUCAAUGGUUCCAUUUGCGAGUGCUCUCUUGUAUAAAUAUGGCGCAUAUAACCCUUUUAAGGUGUUUGGUGUGACGCACAUUGAUUCCGCCCGGGCCCGCAUUUACGCUGCACACGCUUUACAAGUAAGCUGUCGAAACUUAUUCCUCCCCGUAAUAGGAGGACAUUCAGAUGAUACAGUAAUACCACUUUUUUCAAAUAUCUGCCCAAGCGAAUAUACUAUAGAUCCAUGUCAAGCAGACACAUUAACGCGUCUUGUGAGAAAAUCAGGGACAGAAAUAGUAUUCCAAAAACAAGGUUGUGAAUCCGCGGUACUGGGUAUGGCGUGGUCCCUUAACGAGUUCUGCAAUUUAAUGAUAGAAGCUAUUUGUGGUGGUGAAGUUGUAGUAAAUUGUUAUACAGCCAAUCCUCACUUUGGAACAAGAUUUUUCUCUGGCCCUACUGUAAUAGGACCUUAUGGUAUCAUACGGGCAUGUUGUGAAUUUACUUACAGUGACUAUGAAUCUUUUCUGGUGACUGCUUCAGUUCCUGUUAUUAAUAGAGACGUGACUCUUGGAGAAGAGUAUGUUAGGUAUAUUGAGUUUGCAAUGAAGCCAAAAUAUUAACAUUUGUAGAUGUCUAUUUACAUAAAACAUAAAAAGAAAUAAAUAAAAAGUGCCAAUUAUUUAAGACCUUAAGACGGUCGUUUUUUAUUUAAGUAUUGAAAUGACAUGGAAAAACCGUAGGCUUUGAAAUAAAAUUAAAGAUAACUUUAGAUAACCUGUUGCACCUAGGUAUUAGGACUUUUACUUUAAUUACUAUUUGACGUACAUAUUGUGCGUACAAAACGGUUAGGUCUCGUGGUCCUCCUCAAGAGGUUAUUCGUGAGAUAUGAAUUGCCAUGUAACUAGGAACUUCUGUUAUGUAGGCAAUUUGGGGGUCCGUGUCUUUAUUAAAAGUUCUUCUACUGUUGAUAUACAAACGUCAAAUUAUAUCAAAUAUUUUUACUUUAACU
Helicoverpa zea (corn earworm) is the source of this 1436-nucleotide messenger RNA. RefSeq names its product malate dehydrogenase-like. Lineage: Eukaryota; Metazoa; Arthropoda; Insecta; Lepidoptera; Noctuidae. Gene Ontology annotation, molecular function: L-malate dehydrogenase (NAD+) activity. Gene Ontology annotation, biological process: tricarboxylic acid cycle; carboxylic acid metabolic process. Gene Ontology annotation, cellular component: cytoplasm; mitochondrion. The transcript has a single exon. The coding region runs from base 1 to 1047 and encodes 348 amino acids. The record is from RefSeq and is a predicted model, not a curated record.